AGAGCAGGACAUCAGAGAGGAUGUUCAACAACCCCACGGAUCCAAAGACGAUAAUGCUCCACAGGACAUUCGCAGAAGUCAGCGUAGACGCACCCUCACUGAAAAGGGAAAAGCACUGCAAGAUGCAAAGGCAAAAGAUUGCAAAAGAGAUUUAGAGCGAACAUACAAAAAAUGGAAAUAUCAUAUAAAUUGUUAUAAGAAUUUCCUAAAGAGAAAAGACACUGAUAUGAUACUUGAAGCUCUAAAUGUCAUAGAAAGUCACCAAUCAGACAUAAGUUAUCUGUAUGAAGAAGUAAGGGACAUUGAAGUUCCAGAUGCUGAGCUAAGAAGGAAAUGUGAUGUUUGCUGGGCUAUUACUAAGGCAGCCAAAGAAAAGGCACAAUGUCUUAUUGAAGGAAACGGUGAUCCAAGCGACAUUCCUUGGCCUGACUCAGAAUCAGUAUUUCAAGACACACUGUCCAAUGCUUCAUCUGAACUCACGUUCAUGUCAAAACCCAAGUCCAGACUGUCCAAUUGUUCCUGUCCUGAUUCACUGCAACAAAGACAUCAAGCAGCAGCAGAAGUUGCAGCUUCAGAAGAGAUAAUAAAAUUAAUGAGAACACAAUAUCAAUAUGAGGUGGAGAUAAGAGAACUUGAAAUAGAGGACGCAAAGAAAAGGGCACAGUUUUUAACGGAAAGUACCAACAUAAAGACAAGGUUAGAAGAAAGGAGAAAGGAAGUUGAGCUAUUGAAAGAGUUACAAAAGCAUAACGCAGCACAAGCAAGGCUAAAGGUUUAUGCUGAAAGCAUUGCCAGUGAGAAUGAAGACAAACCUGUCAUCAAAACUCCAGUAAAGCAAGAGGACUUAACCAAACCAAGUUUUCCCAAUAUAGAUGCACAACCAUUUUCUCCUUUUCAAGCACCAAAUCCUACCAGCCCGUCCUCGUAUUCCUUUCCAACUCCAAGAACUCAAGCUCCUGUGCCUCAGCCAACCAUUAUGGUGAGCCAAAUACCUCCUGUUACAUCUUCAGUAGCAUCUAUUGAUCUUGUACAAACACUCACAGAAGCUAUUACAGCCAAUAGAAUUCCAAUACCAGAACCAGCAGUAUUUCUGGGAGAUCCUUUGCAGUAUAAUGAUUGGAAGUUGUCCUUUCAAACAUUAGUUGAUCGUAAGAACCUGCCAACACAAGAAAAGCUCUUCUUCUUGAGACAGUAUGUUGGAGGUGCAGCCAAAAAAGCGAUAGAAGGUCACUUUCUAGUUGGGACAGAUACAGCCUAUAGUAGUGCUUGGCAAACACUCAAGGACAGAUUCGGAGACCCAUUUGUCAUAGGCAAGGCAUAUCGUGACAAGAUUCAGUCCUGGCCUAAAAUCACUAAGGACAGUAAAGAUCUACGUGAAUUUGCAGAUUUCCUGAGCAGUGUAGAAUCAGCCAUUCCUUAUGUACAAGGACUAAACAUUUUGAAUGACUGUGUUGAAAAUCAAAGAGUAGCAGCUAAGCUACCCGAUUGGCUAAGUUCACGCUGGAAUAGGAAAGUGACUGAAUACCAGGAUGAAUAUAAAACAUUCCCCAGUUUCAGCCAUUUUGUCAAUUUCCUCAAUAAGGAGGCAAGAAUUGCCUGUAAUCCUAUCACAUCACUGCAAGCAAUAAAGCCAUCUGAAUCAGACUACAAGCAAGCCGCUAAACCCAAGCCAAAGGGAAACACUUUACAUGCUAAAGCUCUUAGUACAAGUUCCAGUGAGAGGACAAACAUGACCUGUACUUUCUGCAAGAAAUCUGGCCACACACUCCACAAGUGUCGAAAGAUAAUGGAAAAGCCAGUAGGAGAAAGAGUAAAGUUUGUGCAAUCUGAGAAGUUGUGUUUUGGUUGCCUCAAGACCGGACACAACUCUAGAAAUUGUAAUUCCAGAAGUGUAUGUGAAAAGUGUCAAAAUUCUCACCCAACAUGCUUACAUCAAGAUAGAGAGAGAAAAGACAAAGAACAACGAUCACAAGCGAACCAAGAAGGGAUCAAAGAGAAUCAAGAACCAGAAAGAAAGUCAGAUCUACAAGAGAUGAAGUCAAGGCAAGUGACAGCCAAUAGAGUUGUGCAACAAAGAUCAAAAGGUUGUACCUCUUCAGUCAUUCCAGUUUAUGUUUCAACUGUGGAUGAACCAGACCAAGAGAAACUAGUCUAUGCCUUGCUUGAUACACAAAGUGACACUACUUUCAUUCUGAAGGACACAGCUGAGAUGUUAAAUGCAAAGACUGAACACGUCAAACUCAAGAUUUCCACAAUAACAUCCCAAAGUAAGACUGUACACAGUACUAAGCUAAGUAAUUUACAAGUCAGAGGCAUUAAUUCUGAAGCAAGAAUCAAAUUGCCCCCAACCUAUACUAGAGACUACAUACCUGCCAAUAGAUCUCAUAUUCCCACAAGCAAGACAGCAGAAAACUGGUCUCACCUCAGACAUCUAGCAAAAGAGAUGCCUCCAGAACUCGAUUGUGAAGUCGGCUUACUGAUUGGCUAUAACUGCCCACAGGCUUUAUUGCCCAUUGAAGUUGUGACCGGAGAAAGAAAUCAGCCAUUUGGACAGAAAUCUAUACUAGGAUGGAGCAUCAUUGGCUACAGUAAUUCUGAGUGUGAAUUUGAAGACGAGAUUGGUGUUAGUCAUCGCAUUACUGUAAAACAAGUCCUGCCAGCUGUUGAGUUUCACAACCUUAAAGAUGAAGUACAUUUCGUAAGCAGGAACAAAGUUAAGGAAGUAAUCUCUCCAGCUGAUAUAAUUAAAGUACUUGAAAGGGACUUUGUUGAAAGAACCACUGAAGAAGAUCCCAUGUCACAAGAAGACAUGCUGUUUCUGACCAAGGUGAAAGAAGGUAUAAAACAAAGGUCAAAUGGACAUUUUGAAAUGCCAUUACCUUUCAAAGAUGGAAGACCUAAUCUACCAAACAAUAGGCCAUGUGCAGAUCAUAGACUGAAAUGUCUGGAGAAGCGUCUGAGAAAAGAUGGAAGCUAUUUUAAGGACUACGUGGCAUUCAUGGAAGACAUAAUAAAGAGAGGAGAUGCUGAGAGAGUGCCAGAAAUGGAGAUAAACAAAGAACCAGCCUGGUAUAUCCCUCACCAUGGCAUCUAUCAUCACCUAAAGCCAGGUAAAAUCCGUGUAGUCUUUGAUUGCUCAGCAAAGUUCCAGAACACAUCUCUUAAUGAACAUCUUCUAAGCGGGCCUGACCUCACAAACACUCUAGUUGGAGUUCUGUGUCGGUUUAGAAAAGGACAAGUGGCAAUUAUGUGUGAUGUGGAGCGCAUGUUUCACCAGUUUCAUGUUGUUGCUGAAGACCAGGAUUACCUCAGAUUCCUAUGGUGGGAGGAGGGUAAUAUGGACAAGCCACCAUCAGUGUUCCGAAUGAGAGUUCACCUAUUCGGAGCAGCGUCCUCACCUGGAUGUGCAAAUUUCGGACUCAAGCAUCUAGCAUCACAAGGUGAAGGAAAGUUCAGUCAAGCUGCCAUUAAAUUCAUACAACGUAAUUUUUACGUGGAUGAUGGGUUGGCAAGCGUUGAUACUGAAGAGGAAGCUAUCCAGCUUGUUACAGAAGCAAGAGGCCUAUGUAACUCUGGAAGGUUACACUUACACAAGUUCAUCAGUAACAACAAGAAAGUGCUCUCUUCUAUCCCAAAGGAGGAAUGUGCAGGAGGAGCUAAUGAUUUGGACCUAGCUUUUGGAGAACAAAAACUCGAAAGAGUUUUAGGAGUCCAGUGGUGUUUAACAUCAGACACAUUUCACUUCAGAGUUGUCAUGCCAACCAAACCCUGCACUAGAAGAGGAGUUUUAUCUACAGUAGCCUCAAUUUUCGAUCCUCUCGGAUUUGUCACGCCUUUCAUUCUAGUUGGAAGGAGAAUUCUCCAAAGGAUGUGCCAAGACAAGUUAGACUGGGAUGAACCGCUUCCAGAUGACCUUAAGCCGCACUGGGAAGCCUGGCUACAAGACCUCGUCAACCUAUUUUCAAUAAAGAUACCACGUUGCUAUGUACCUGCAACAUUCAAAGACAUUCAACAGUAUCAGUUGCACAGCUUUUCUGAUGCUAGUACUUCGGGGUAUGGAGUAUGCUCAUACCUUAGAGCUGUAACCACAUCCGGAGAAGUUCACUGUACUCUUGUGAUGGGCAAGGCAAGAGUCGCUCCAACAAAAGUGACAACAAUUCCAAGGCUUGAGCUCUCUGCUGCGGUAGUAGCUACAAGAACAGCUUGCUUCCUGAAGAGAGAGUUAGAGAUUGAAGACCUCCAAGAAUACUUUUGGACUGACUCCAAGGUCGUUCUUGGUUACAUUAACAAUGACGCAAGACGAUUCCAUGUAUUUGUAGCAAAUCGCAUUCAAAGAAUCAGGUCAAGUACUGAACCAAGUCAAUGGCGAUAUGUUCCCUCUGAACAAAAUCCCGCUGAUCAUGCGUCUCGAGGAGUCACGACCAAGGAACUCAAAGCAUCAAAUUGGUUCACUGGGCCCAAUUUUCUAUGGCAAAAGGAACUUCCAAAAGACGAGGACAAAUUCAAAGAUAUUGACAGUAAAGACCCAGAACUGAAAAUGUCACACGUUUUCAAAGUAGAAGCAAAAGAAGAGAAUUCAUUUAUCAAAAGAAUGCAAAACUUUUCCGAUUGGAAAGGAUUGGUAAGGGCCAUAGCAAGACUCAAACGCUUGGCAAAGUGUGUAAAGAGCAAGACAAAAAUGUCACAUGACGCGAGUACUUUGGAAGAGAGAAAGGAUGCAGAAGAAUUCAUAAUUCAAACUGUACAAAAUGAAGCAUUCAGCAAAGAAAUCAAGUCACUGAAAGGGAAGGGUGAAGUUCAGACAGCACAAACUAACCUUCACAAGUUAAGUCCCUUCAUUGACAAGAAAGAUGUCUUGAGAGUAGGAGGACGACUAACUGAUGCAUCACUACAUCCAAAUGUCAAACAUCCUGCUAUCCUUCCAAAGGAACACCAUGUGUCAAACUUACUCAUUAAGCAUUUCCAUGAAAAGAUCCAUCAUCAAGGCCGUGGAAUGACUCUUAAUGAAAUACGGGCCAAUGGAAUAUGGAUUGUUGGCUGCAGUAGUAGUGUGUCAUCAUUCAUUCACAAAUGUGUGAAAUGCAGAAAAUUCCGAAGAUGUAAUCAAGAACAAAGCAUGGCAAACCUACCUCCAGAAAGGUUGGAAGCUACACCUCCAUUUGUGUACACUGGUAUGGAUUGUUUCGGACCAUUUUACAUAAAGGAAGGAAGGAAAGAAAUGAAAAGAUAUGGACUGUUACUCACCUGCAUGUGUUCACGAGCUGUUCACAUUGAAGUCUUAGAUGAUCUCAGUACAGAUUGUUUCAUCAAUUCUCUACGCUGCUUCAUAGCAAUACGUGGCAAUGUAAGUCAACUGCACUGUGAUCAAGGCACUAAUUUUGUGGGUGCAAAAAAUGAGUUUCAGAACCUCCUAGAAGCAAGUAAACAAAAGCUCAAAGACUUAGGUUGCAAAUUUGUUCUCAACCCACCUGCUUCAAGUCACAUGGGAGGAGUCUGGGAGAGACAAAUAAGGACAAUAAGAAAUGUUUUGAAGUCCAUUUUGGAUCAAGCUGCUCAAAGGCUUGACACCUCAUCCUUGAGAACCUUUAUGUAUGAAGCCAUGGCAAUUGUUAAUAGCAGACCACUGAGUGCAGAAUGUAUCAACGACCCUGUGGGACCUGAACCACUGACACCUAACCACAUAUUGACAAUGAAAUCUACCAUAAUUUCACCCCCUCCUGGAGAAUUUGUCAAAGAAGAUCUGUAUCUGCAGAAAAGAUGGAAAAGAGUUCAAUAUUUGGCCAACAUUUUUUGGACCAGGUGGAGGAAGGAAUACCUGUUGAACCUACAACAGAGGAGAAAGUGGAACAAGACUCGAAGAGACAUGAAAAUAAAUGACAUUGUAUUACUACAAGAUGAUUGUCUACCAAGAAACCAAUGGAAACUGGCCAAAGUGGUAGAAGUGUUUCCAGGAGCUGACAACAAAGUUAGGAAGGUCAAACUUCUUGUUAGUGACACCACACACAAUAAUAACAAAACACAUACAACUAAGUCAUUUUUGGAAAGACCAAUACACAAGACUAUACUUUUACUUGAAGCUAAGGACUGAUAAGACACAGCGCAUAUUUGACAUUUCCACAUGGUUUAAUAAGUUUAUUUUGUGUUAAUUGUUAAAGAAUCACACAAAGUGUGAUGGUGGGAGUGUAAAUGAUGUAAGUUUGUGCUUGAAGCGUUCGCUGAAUCCAGUGGAUGGCGCUCUUGCGAUCGGUGUAGCUAAUUAUUUUGAUUUAUUUGUUUGCACAUUGUUUAAGUUGUGUACAUUGUUUAUGGCACUAUUAUCUCCAUAUUAGUAAAUAUAUUCUAUUUUUUGUAGAGAAUUAGUCUAAAAUUUGGGGUUUUACGUCACGUGAGUUUUGGCUCGAACUUCCGGUUCCUGUCCUUUAGCGAUCAGCAUAAGUGUAUGGCGGACUCCGACGCUGGUGUUUCAAUCCAUCUAAACUUAAGAUUCUAAAGAUUCAUCUUUCAAGAAGAUUAACCCCAGCCCUAGCCACAAGCAGGCAAAGUGUUCUACGGUGAUACUUUUGACCAAGAUCAUUAAAAAUCAUCUGUAAAAAGAACUCUAGUCUUCCCUAUGUGACUGAGGCUGGCACAGAACCGCAUAGCUGCAGUGCAAAAGACGCAUCAAAUUUUAUACACACAAGAAGCGGAUUGAAUUACUGGAAUUUUUUUAAAAAAAAGAUGUGCAGCGACAAAGUCCAUCGACUGAAAUUCAAUUAUGGACGUAAAGAGGGGCAAGAGUGGAGAAUGGUAUCUAUAAAUGUCCAGAAGACAGACCUGUCCUACCGAGGAACCUAUACAAAUGGGUAGCAAUAUUGAGCCAUAGUGCGUGUCACAUGGCUCAAGAGGUGGGAUGGUGGGGCUGGUCAGUCAGCUUUAUACAACAUACGGAUUUGAUUCAUAUUCAAAACAUUUUCAAAAAUAAAAAAAAAAUAAAAAAUUGUAGAGCUUGUUUAACAUGUGCUAGACACAAUCCACAGGGUUAUAAUGCCUGGUUAUAAUAGAUGCAUUCUCAAAAUGGUUUGAUUUGGUUUAAACAAAAACACUGAACGCGAGUAGGGGAGAGAUGAGUGAACAACUUAUAUUGAUCACUCCAAAAAAAAAAAAUUAUGCUGCAUUGUAGCGAUUUAAAAGAUCAAUUUGACCUUUGCAGGAUGAUCUGCUGUGUCAGAUCUGGACUGCCAUGAAAGUAUGAUGUUUAUAUGUGCACUUUGUCAACAACCGCUGUAGAUGUUAAAGAAUGGGAUGAAUAUAUCUAAAGUGAAUGUGGAUAAUUUGUUUCAGGUAACUAGUAUUAUAGUAAACUGCUAAACGAAAAAAUUGAUUGCUAAUGGCAAAACAAGCUGUAAAGACAAACAAAAUUUAAUAUGUCAUAUGUAUGGGUUUGUGACCAUUGCUUUAUGUUGUACCGUCACCAUUGAUCAAAGAUUGUGUGAAAUCUAUCAUGUCUAUUGGAUUAUGAAAUGUGUGACAGAGCAUUCUUUAUAGUAAUAUCCAUUGAAGAAAGAAAAAAGAAGCCAUUGCUUUCAGAGAAUGUAGUCGAGCUAAAUUGUAUAUGUAUCAACAUCCCAAGAUCUGAAAAAAGAAAAAGGACGACUUUGCGACUGACGAGGGUUGUCGCUCUAGCGAUGGCUCCAUCUUUGAAGCUCCUGUGGUAAACCUGUCCGAUUUGUUUCCCGACUCUGACAUUGAUUAUUAAGGCUCGAUCUCCUCCCGGGUGUAAAUUUGUUCUUAUGAAUUGUGAUCCUACGGCUGAAAAUCUUUUUGAAAUGGCCGCUUUUGGGUGGUAAGGUGGUCUCUGAGAACUUAUGAUAAACAGGAGGGAAUUGUUAGAAAAAUGUAUAUAUAUGUUAUCAUGCGUUCUCUAGUCGAUGCUUUACCGCAAUAUUACCGCAAUAUUACUGCAAUAUAUGCUUGCUGUUUGGCCUUGCUGUUUUUAUGAUGUACCACAGAAGAGAGAAGUUACUGGGUCAGACAGGUCGCAGCUGACCACUCAGCAAAAUGAAGACAUCUACCAAGACAGUUCCUUUUUAACAAAUAAUGAGGGUUUUCCAAAACUAUCUUGAUCGUAUGAUUAUGUUGGAAUGUAUGUAACCAGUAAUAAAUAACCUAGGUAGAUUAGUUUUAUGCUUAUGUUGGUAUGUAACUGGUAAUAAAUAACUUAGCUUGUCCCAUCCUACACAAUGUCGUAAAACAUCCCCUGCUCUGCUAAUCUAGAGGUCAAGAGAUUUAACUUGUUUAUUCAGUCCACUGUCACCCCCACCCUUUUCCUCUUAUUAAAGAUGCUCUUGUGGGAAGCGAGAGUCAGACUUCAUUCGACCAUCGC
Syngnathus typhle (broad-nosed pipefish) is the source of this 8362-nucleotide messenger RNA. RefSeq lists its product as uncharacterized. The record is from RefSeq and is a predicted model, not a curated record. The coding region runs from base 227 to 6088 and encodes 1953 amino acids. Gene Ontology annotation, biological process: DNA integration. Gene Ontology annotation, molecular function: nucleic acid binding; zinc ion binding. Lineage: Eukaryota; Metazoa; Chordata; Actinopteri; Syngnathiformes; Syngnathidae. The transcript has 2 exons.